CCAGGGUUCGGUUGACGAACAAGAUCGGCAGCCGUCGAUGCUUCUGAGCGGUGACUUCAGGCCUGAAGGCUGACUCCGGCCCGGCCUGGCGGCCUGGUAUUCAGCCUCCCGUUCGAUUUCGGAUCGUGAGCAGAGAGGUGCCCAGAGGCCAGGUGAGUGACAUUGGCUACCAUGGCGUCAGAUUCUGGAGUGACCAAUCCCAGCUGUCGGAUAAUGACGUUUUAUCCUACGAUGGAAGAGUUCAAAAAUUUCAGUCGGUACAUUGCAUAUAUAGAGUCACAAGGAGCCCACCGCGCUGGGCUUGCAAAGGUUGUUCCACCUAAAGAAUGGAAGCCUUGUAAGAGUUAUGAUGAAAUUGAUGAUCUGGUGAUUCCAGCCCCAAUUCAACAGGUGGUGACAGGCCAGUCAGGCCUCUUCACACAAUACAACAUCCAGAAGAAGCCUACCACUGUACGCGAGUUCCGCAAAAUUGCUAACAGUGAUAAAUACUGCACCCCUCGCUAUUCAGACUUUGAUGAUCUGGAGCGCAAGUAUUGGAAAAAUCUCACAUUUAAUGCACCAAUCUAUGGUGCAGAUGUCAAUGGUACAUUGUACGAUGAGGGUGUGACUGAAUGGAACAUUGGGCAUUUGAACACCAUCUUGGAUGUGGUAGAAAAAGAGAGUGGUAUCACAAUUGAAGGUGUCAAUACACCGUACCUUUAUUUUGGAAUGUGGAAAACCACGUUUGCUUGGCACACAGAGGACAUGGACCUCUACAGCAUUAACUACCUGCACUUUGGCGAACCCAAGUCUUGGUACACUGUUCCACCAGAGCAUGGAAAGCGAUUGGAACGUCUGGCUAAAGGAUUUUUCCCAGGUAGUGCUCAAAGCUGUGAAGCAUUUCUGCGGCAUAAGAUGACCUUAAUAUCCCCUUCUAUUCUCAAGAAAUAUGGAAUCCCAUUUGAUAGGAUAACUCAAGAGGCAGGCGAAUUUAUGAUCACAUUCCCAUAUGGCUAUCAUGCUGGCUUUAACCAUGGUUUUAACUGUGCUGAAUCAACAAACUUUGCCACAUUAAGAUGGAUAGAGUAUGGGAAACAUGCUGUUCUGUGCUCGUGCCGGAAGGAUAUGGUAAAAAUUUCGAUGGAUGUUUUUGUGCGCAAAUUUCAGCCUGAACGUUACAAGUUAUGGAAAGUAGGAAAAGAUACCAUUUUCAUUGACCACACACGAGCCACUCCAGAAGCAGUUGAAUUUCUUGGUGGAGAAUUAAACUCUGUAGCCUCAAAGAGUUUGAAGGACCAGGAUGCUGAUACUGCUGAAAGGGAAUCGGAUGACAAACUUGAAAAAGAAGUAUCCACGCAGCAGGAUGAUGGUGACGAAAUAAAAAGUCCAAUACAGCAUCGAAUCGGAGCAAAAAGGCACAAAGUUUGUCUUGAGCUGCCGCAAGAAGUGAAUGAAAAUACUGCCAUUCUGAAGGAAAGUGAAGGGAGUAAUCCUGUUCCACAAAGCGAAUCUGGAGACUCUAAGGGAGUAAUGAAAAAGGAUAAGGAAGAAUUUAGUAAAGUGGUGGGUGACAGUGCUGAUCUAGGUGUUCAAGAAUCAGCUCCAGCACAAGUUGAGCCACACGUUGAAAAUGCUCCACGGGAAGAGAAGCUUACGUUGAAGCGAACCAUGUCCAGCUCAGUAGACACGCCUGUUACUGUGUUAAACUUCUCUGUGACCACUCCAUCCCAAAAUACUCCUAGCCCACUUGUAAAAUCAUUUGAAUCCAGUUCAUCUGAGUCAGAGAUGACAAGCACUCCGGGCUCAAGCCAAGAAAGUGCAUCAGAGGACUCUGAUAAUAGUCCAGACUGGAACGAGCCAAUUAAAACAAAUGUUGGAACUAGCCUCAAUGAACAGGAUCUUGCAGAGAUGGCUGAGCAGUACAUGAAAGAAAUGAAAUCCAAAAAGAAAGCCAAGAGUCGGCGGCAGCCUCUUAGUAAACCACCACGACAUCAUCCGCUUUCUGUGGUAAAGGACUACAUUAGUGACGAAGAAAUGCCAGAUCUGUUGUCAGUCGAAGAUGACCCUAUGGAGUCAGAACCAUGGGCAAAGCCGCUUGCACACCUGUGGCAAAACCGGCCCCAGAACUUCCUUGCAGAACGAGAAUACAACUGCAUAGUGGCACAACAGAUACCUUACUGCUCAAUUUGUGCACUCUUCCAGUCAUACCAGGUAGAUUGUGAAGGUGGUCAGGGUUCCAGAAAUAAAAGCCAAUCUUUGGAUGUGAGCAAACCCAGAAACCAAAUGAAAAGCAAGCCAUUGGUUCCAGAGAUGUGCUUCACAUCUGGAAGUGACCAUGUAGACCUAACUCUUCCCACUUCUUAUGUCGAUGAAGAUGGAAUGAGCAUUCUUGUAACAUGCGCAAAGUGCUGUGUAUGUGUUCAUGCAAGCUGCUACGGAGUUGCUCCUGAGAAAGCGACAGAAGAUUGGAUCUGUGCAAGGUGUGCAGCUAAUGCUUUAGCAGCAGAUUGUUGUCUAUGUACCCUUCGGGGAGGAGCACUUCAGAAAACCACUGACAACAGAUGGGUACAUCUACUGUGUGCUGUUGCAGUGCAGGAAGUACGGUUUGUGAAUGUGGCUGAACGCGGCCCUGUGGAUGUCAGUCCGAUACCGCCACUACGCUGGAAACUGAAAUGCUUCUACUGUAAGAAAAGAAUGAAGAAGACUGGUGGUUGCUGUGUGCAAUGUUCCCAUGGCCGUUGUCCCACUUCCUUUCAUGCAACCUGCGCCCAAGCUGCUGGUGUGAUCAUGCAACCUGAUGACUGGCCGUUUGUAGUCUUUAUCACUUGUUGCAGGCACAAAACACCCAAUCAAGCAGAGCGUGCCAAAUUAGCUUUGAAUGACAUUGAAAUUGGGCAAAAAGUCAUCUCAAAGCACAAGAAUGGACGUUUUUAUCAGUGUGAGGUGGUAGGAUUGACUAAAGAAACAUUCUAUGAAGUGAAUUUUGAUGAUGGAUCCUUCAGUGACAAUUUGUAUCCAGAAGAUAUUGUGAGCCGGGACUGCCUUAGCUUGGGACCCCCUGCAGGGGGAGAGGUUGUACAAGUGCGAUGGACCGAUGGGCUGGUUUAUGGUGCCCAAUUUGUAGCGUCACAUGUUAUACAGCUCUAUCAGGUUGAAUUUGAAGAUGCAUCCCAACUAAUGGUGAAGAGAGAGGAUGUAUACACUCUUAAUGAGGAACUACCCAAAAAAGUAAAGUCCAGGCUGUCUGUCGCGUCUGACAUGCGAUUCACCGGAAUUUUUGCAGAAGAGGAGGUUGCCCCAGUGACAAAGCGACAGAGAGUUCUUAACUCCAGAUAUCGUGGGGACUAUGUUGAGCCAUCUCUCUACCGUGCAAUUAUGGAAUAAAAUUGCUAUCAUUACAGAAACAGUUCAGAACAUCACCUAUGGAAGCCAUUGUGACAAACUUUGGUUUUCCAACUUGGUUGUAUUGUAGAUACAUGAAAGCAGUUGAGGUGCAGCUGAAUUCUAACCCUUUUUAGUGACAAAACUACCAAGGGUACCUCAUUAUUCGCAACACACCCAUUGAACUUGAAUAUUGAAUAUCUUGGGAUUCAGCAAAGCUGUUUUCAAGCAUUCUUUGAUCUUGCUCCGGACUUUUGCAUUGUAAACGGCAAACUAAUCUGGAUCAAGGAAUGACUUUAAUGGAGUCUUCAGUGAGCUAGAAAUAGGAUUGCAAAAAACAUCUCUUUGGGUUAGAUUUCAACACUUACUUCCAUGUUCAGAAUAAAAAAUGCAUUUACGUUUUAAUACAUUUUAAUAUUGCUGGUCCCUCUUUGGUAAAUGUUAUUAACAUUUACAUUCAAUUAUCAGUUGAACCUAUUGCAUAUCUGGUCUAUUGAACAUAAAAGUACUAACUUUGAAGAUUGAUUGAUUGACGCAUGGCUGUUUAACCAUAGGCAUAGAAGCAUUCCCUCUGUAUAUAGGCUGUGAAGUUCUGGAAGUUGUGAAUGGUUUUCACCAUAUCCAGUCAUUAGCCCAAAACUAGGGCCAUCACCGGUGCUUGAGUUAAAACUCUUAUCUGUAUUUAUAGGGGAAGUCUUAAGACUAUAGUUUGGCUAAAAUGAUUAGACACAAGGUUUUUUAAAAGUUUCAUCCCAACAGCUCCAUAUUGUAGCUAUUUACUGAGUGUUCAUAAUGAAAGUAAACAGAAAAUUGACUUUGAAUGCAUAAGUAUUAAUGAAGUCGCAAAUGAUUUAUGAAUGUCCCUGCCCAAACCAAGAUCCCCAAGCCCCUAAAUGCACUUCUAAAGAUGUCUCCCAUCUCUGUGAACCUCAUGUACUGAUAGAUUUGUGUGCUGUUUUUACUUGUCACAAAUUAUAUUUGUUUAUUCAAUGAAUUAUUAAAUUUUAUUCCAAUAUUCUUGCAAACUUAAUUGUAGUGUAAAAUGCUCCUUUCAGUUACUUUAUUGGUUUGGUGUAGACUGUAGAAACAGACACUGUCUAAAUGCCACAAGAUUACUCGUUUGGAUUGAAACCAUGGUGCAACAUUGUAUGCAAAUAUUAAACCAGCAACCAUGGCUAUUAAUGGAAUGGCUCUUUUUGCAGUCUACUAUUUCUGGUAUUUAUUGGGUUAUAUCAAUGCUGUCUUUUUUUGAGAGAGUUGGUGGAACAAUAGAACUGAACAGGUUGUUAUCUUAAAAAUGUAGUAUAUUUAACUAUUAAAACUAGAAAGCCAGUUGUUCAGUGACUACAUUGUAUGUGUUCUUAAAGUCUUGUUGCCUCUAAAUUCUUCAGUAAGAAUCACUUUGUUCAGUCUGAGCUACUUUUUUUUUAAAUGAAAUGUAGUAAAUUUGAAAAUUAUUUUGAAUCUGUGAACAAAAAAGAAAAUUUAAUUAACAGUGGAAAAGAAAAUGAAAUAAAUCCAGAACCUCGUAUUUAUUGUUGCAGUUUGCAAGUAUGCAGGCAGUGGGACAGAAUGCCAAAAAUUGUUUUCUUAACAUUCAUUUGGAUACAAGAAACUAAUUUGAUACUAGCUUGUGUAUCUUAUAUUUCAAUUUUUUAAAAUUUUGUUGUUCGACCCCUGUUUAAAUAACCACAGUUUCCUGGAUGAUGCUUUCUUCAGUGAAGGAGUUCUAUAUCUCUAUAACUUGAUGGUUCUGCAACUAUGGAAGACUGUCUGUGCAACCCAUGUAAAAGUUGUGUGACCUGUUGAAAGAUGAGUAAUUUCUCAACAAAUUUAACAGCUCUUGAUGUGUUUUGAAAACUCGGCUCUUUGAUUCCAUGUUAUUUCCAUAAAAAAAAGUCUUAAUUUCUUUUGGAACAGUUUUGCACUCUCUACAUGCCUCCAUCCCCAGUCCUCAUCUUGAACAUGUUUUAAAUCAUUGUGUCUAAUCUAAAAGGCCCACAGUCUACACUACAACCACCUCAGGAGUCUGUACAGUAAUUGAUUGUAUUGAUCUAUGAAAAUGACUGUAUUAGUUCAAGCAAACAUGAAGUUUAAAUGGCUUGCUGUGAUUGUUUAGGCAAAUAAGAGACAUUGAAAUGAUUUGCAGUUAAUAAAUGUUUUUUGUCUUUGA
Messenger RNA from Hemiscyllium ocellatum (epaulette shark), 5533 nucleotides. RefSeq names its product lysine-specific demethylase 4A-like. Gene Ontology annotation, biological process: chromatin remodeling. NCBI's taxonomy places the organism in Eukaryota, Metazoa, Chordata, Chondrichthyes, Orectolobiformes, Hemiscylliidae. The transcript has 22 exons. Gene Ontology annotation, cellular component: nucleus. Bases 172 to 3363 code for a protein of 1063 amino acids. Gene Ontology annotation, molecular function: histone H3K36 demethylase activity; histone H3K9 demethylase activity. The record is from RefSeq and is a predicted model, not a curated record.